This is a messenger RNA of Panicum virgatum (switchgrass), 1592 nucleotides long. RefSeq lists its product as uncharacterized. The coding region runs from base 118 to 1305 and encodes 395 amino acids. NCBI's taxonomy places the organism in Eukaryota, Viridiplantae, Streptophyta, Magnoliopsida, Poales, Poaceae. The transcript has a single exon. The record is from RefSeq and is a predicted model, not a curated record.
GAACCUUGAACUUAUUUCUUUCGGGUUUCAUCUCUAGUCUACUCCAACUUGCUUGGGAAAAAAAGCUAUGUUGUUGUUGUAUGUCUGCUGCUUCCAUUUAUCCGGAAUUAUCUCUGGAUGCUGCUUUCUGAUAUGGGUCUCGACAUCAAUUACAUGGACAACAGCGCUAUAGUAGUCAUAGCAUAUGCCUUUUUGCUUAAGAUCAAUCUGCAGUAUUACAUCCUUGCUCCCUUCCCCAUUAGUUUGGUUACCUUCAUCAUUCAUCUGUGCAACAAGAUCCCGGUGAAGCCGCAGCAUGUCAGAGGAUCAGAGGGUAAGGAUGACAAGAAAUCUGAGGAACUGGUAGCGCCAACUGACCUAAGCAGGUCAAAGCUUGGCUCGGCAGAAAUAGAUCGCACGCAAGUUGGCGAACUUGAAAGAACUGUAGUGUUUCCAUUUUUCAUGCUAUUAAUCAGUGCCAUACAUGGUGACAGUAGCCCUGUUCUGUCUCACUUCCUGCUCUUUUCAUGCUGUGCGCUAGGGACACUGGCACUUAUGUAUUCCAGAUUGGCUGAUGAAGUAACAGGGGAUCCUGCCUUAAAACCGGCACUGGAAUGCAUCCGAAUGUCCUACAUGAUAAUGCUGGUCAUAACAGCACACACGGUGGCGGCAGAAUGGCUGGGAGAGGUCAUGGCAUUGGUCUGCAUGCCUGAGCUGAUUGCAGGGCUUGUAUGGUUCUCUACUCUUCUCCACACUGACACUUCUAAUAGGGCAGUAGUCGACAAGGUGACAUCAGAUAAAGAUAGCAUCAGUUCAGUAGUCGACAAGGUAACAUCAGAUAAAGAUAGCAUCAGUUCGAUUGCUGCGGUUGUGUCUGAUUCUGAAACAGAACAAGUUCCUGUUGGUAUCUUCAAAGGCUUCAUCUUCCAAGGCUGCGUGUUCAUUCCACUUGGAGCUGCUUUGGCAGGCUUAAUAACUUGCAGUUAUGCACAUGACUGGGAGCUCCUGUCCUCCUGGAACACCAAGGCGACAGUUGCCUGUGGCGUCGCAGGGUGUAUGCCGUAUCUCAGCAUGUGGAUGAUAUCACGGUGGCCCAGCAGCAUACCUGCCUCAGAUAAGGCGACGCAGCUGCUCAGGUUUCUUGCAAAUAUUUGCUUGACCGGAGCUUGUCUGAUGCUGUUUGCUUUGCUUGCUGAGAGGACACUGGCUUACCGUUUAUUUGGUUUGGAUGCCCUUGCUGAUCCUGCUGGUGUACUCAAGUAUCUUCCAUUUAUUUACUUCAGUACAGCAGUAGCGUCGUUCGGAGCUUUGUUUAUGAUGAAGUAGCUUGCUCAGCAAUCGACUCUGCGUUACGGAGUGGAGUUACUUGCUGCUUUUGCUGCAGAGUAAAAAGCAUUCUGACCAAAUUGUUUAUAUUUAUAUGACCUCGCACUUGCAGUAGAUAUAUGAUGUUCUAUUCAUCCUGGAACUCUGAAAUUUUUCGUGUUUAUACGAAUUAGCAGUUGCAACAGUAGAUGUAUUAAUGUUAUGUUUGGAAUAUAUCGGAACAUAUAUGGUGAAGCAUGUAACUACAAUACCACCUGUGUAUAUGAGAAGUUGCUCAGUUUUGCUGC